This is a messenger RNA of Linderina pennispora, 427 nucleotides long. RefSeq lists its product as uncharacterized. The coding region runs from base 102 to 341 and encodes 79 amino acids. The record is from RefSeq and is a predicted model, not a curated record. The transcript has a single exon. NCBI's taxonomy places the organism in Eukaryota, Fungi, Kickxellomycota, Kickxellomycetes, Kickxellales, Kickxellaceae.
CUGGCCUUCCGCCCCACUAGCGAAGCAGCGCUGCUUUGGUGGCAAGACAUGCCGCUUCUUCCCGCGCGGAGGGUAUCUCCAAGCCUUGUAAUUACGUAAAUAUGAAAAUGAAUAUACAGCCGCUGUUAAGGCCGGGGGUACUAGUCCUGCUCAGCGUUAAAAAUGCACAGCAAACACUAUUUAGCCAAUCAAUGAAAUCACAAAUCUUCAGCAAUUUACACUGUGUGUGCUGGACAUCUAAUAUGCGCGACAGCACUGCAAUACCCACUGUUUGGCGCUAUGCGCAUUUGCAUAUAGCACAGAUUGCCACGAUCACCCCUAUUAACCACACUCUCUGCUAAAUCCUUCGUCUGUAUUAGCAGAGGCAGAUGGGCAUUUUUGCUCUGAUCUCCCACAAGGGUAUAUAACACCGAUUGGUGUAGACCAA